GAUCAAUACACUCUCGUCUUCGCCAACUGCCUCCUGCAACUUCAGGUUUCCAUGGAUGUUCGAUCCGCCAUGUACAACCUCGAACCCAAGACCGGCCGCCGGGACUAUCUCUCCGCCGGGAAGACCGUCCUCCCCAGGAUUUACUUCCUCCUUUCCUUGAUUUAUUUCACUCUUGCCGUUGUUUGGAUCUACGUUCUUUACAAGAAGCGAUUGACGGUUUACGGAAUUCAUUUCUUUAUGCUUGCCGUUGUGGUCUUGAAGGCUCUCAACCUUCUCUGCGAGGCGGAGGACAAGUCGUACAUUAAGCGCACCGGCAGCGCCCAUGGCUGGGAUGUACUCUUCUACAUAUUCAGUUUCUUAAAGGGCAUCACGUUGUUCACUUUGAUCGUCUUGAUCGGGACUGGUUGGUCUUUCUUGAAGCCUUAUUUGCAGGACAAGGAGAAGAAGGUGUUGAUGGUUGUGAUCCCGCUUCAGGUGGUGGCCAACAUUGCUCAGGUUGUGAUUGAUGAAACUGGGCCUUUUGAGCAAGAUUGGGUCACUUGGAAGCAGGUGUUCUUGCUUGUCGAUGUCAUCUGCUGCUGUGCGGUUCUAUUCCCGAUUGUUUGGUCGAUCAAGAACUUGCGGGAGGCCGCCCGAACCGACGGGAAAGCGGCUGUGAAUCUGAUGAAAUUGACCCUUUUUAGACAGUAUUACAUUGUGGUUAUAUGCUACAUCUACUUCACCAGGGUUGUAGUUUAUGCACUGGAGACGAUUACUUCAUAUCGGUAUCUUUGGACCAGUGUGGUGGCUGGGGAAUUGGCAACUCUUGCAUUCUACGCAUUCACUGGUUACAAGUUCAAGCCUGAGGCCCAUAAUCCCUAUUUUGUAGUUGAUGAUGAGGAGGAGGAGGCAGCUGCUGAGGCACUGAAGCUUGAAGACGAGUUUGAAUUGUGAUCAAGUAGAAGAAGAAGAGGGGUGCUGUGCUGCAAUGUGUUCUGUUGAUUGUGAGUUUUUUGAGGUAGAAAAAUUCUCCUUCUCAGUUUAAAAUAUAUGUGGCUUUUUUGUUUUCCCAAUCUGGCAAUUACAGGCAUGGCAUGUUGUUUUUUUGAUAUUUUGUAAUUUCCAUCUCUCUAAGUCUGUAGAAUAACAUAUCAAUGUCUGUGAUUUGGAUAGCGUGUACACAUACUGACCAUAACGCAUAGUUGUAUCUUUUAUGAGUAAUUCUUGUUGUUCAUUUUUUGCUC
Molecule: messenger RNA, 1223 nt
Organism: Momordica charantia (bitter melon)
Lineage: Eukaryota; Viridiplantae; Streptophyta; Magnoliopsida; Cucurbitales; Cucurbitaceae
Product: Lung seven transmembrane receptor family protein
Biological process (GO): transport
Cellular component (GO): Golgi apparatus; membrane
Source: RefSeq, a predicted model, not a curated record